ACAGUUUAGCAUUGCAGAAGAAGGAAACAAGAUGUAAGAUUUGGAAAGUUGCCAUUUUCGCCGUUUCUCUCAUAUAAAUACACAUGUACAUACAAAAUUGAAAUUCGCAGCACGAUCUUCAAACAGCGCUGUAAAUCUCGUAUUUCAUCCACUGUCAUGUUGAUGAAGUUAAAUUAUCUGCUUCUUUGCUUCUGCCCUACUCUUACAUGAUAAAUAGAAGUAUUGUUCUGUACACUUUUUGGAUUCCAACUCCCAGGAUAAAAUAUUGCCUCACUCCUUUGUUGUAAUACUCUGCAAGUAUGGCGUUCGGUCGACUUGAAGAAAUCCUGUCUGCUGCUGCUAGUCGUUUAUCAGUUGGAAGGCCUUCUACCGUUCAACAUGUGUCACCUGGAGUGUCUCCAGUCAAUGAUUCUGGGCAUGGUGUUGGCUUUUCCAGAUCUGGGAGAAAUAAUUUAUUAAGACGAACGUCAUCUCUGCAAGAUUUCUCUACUGAUAGCCAAGUGGAUCCUGAAGAAGGAACUAUGAACAUCGGAACAGAAGGGAGGUCUACCCAAGAACAAUCUCUUUUGGCACAAAGAGUAAGUGGUGGGGCCAGCUUUUCAAAGAAAAAGGCAUCAACAGGAAGCCCAUGUAUGAGAAAGAAAUGGGUGCAAGUAAUUUUGGUUUUUCUCUGCUUAGUGUUGUUUGCAUUCCUUGUAUUUACAUUACAAUACAUUUAUUCUAAAUGGUCUAAGGGGUCACCUGAGUUCUACGUUAUUCUUGAUUGUGGUAGCACUGGGACCCGGGUUUAUGUGUACAAAGCAUCUGCUAAUCACAAUAGAUAUGUUGGUGGCCUGCCAAUUCUGCUAAGCUCUUUACCUGAAGGCCUUAUAAGCACAAAGGAUUCCCAGAUUGGGCGGGCUUACAAUCGGAUAGAGACCGAUCCUGGAUUUGAUAAAUUGGUGCAUAAUGUUUCAGGUUUGACAGGAGCAAUAAAACCGCUACUCCAAUGGGCAGAGAAGCAGAUCCCCAUCAAUGCACAUAAGUCUACUUCUCUGUUCCUUUAUGCUACAGCCGGUCUUCGCAGACUGCCAAGUUCAGACUCAGACUGGCUUCUUAACAACGCCUGGUUAAUUAUGAAAAAUUCGUCAUUCCUCUGUCAGAGAGAGUGGAUAAAGAUUAUCAGUGGCAUGGAUGAAGCAUUUUAUGGAUGGAUAGCUCUAAACUAUCACCUCAGUGUGUUGGGAACUAUGCCCAAAAAGGAAACUUAUGGUGCUCUUGACUUAGGUGGCUCCUCAUUGCAGGUUACAUUUGAGAACAACAAAAACAUUCAUAAUGACACUAGCUUACAGCUAAACAUUGGUCCUGUCAAUCAUCAUCUGAGUGCCUAUUCUCUAUCAGGCUAUGGUCUGAAUGAUGCUUUUGACAAGUCUGUUUUUUAUAUUUUUAAAAGACUUCCACAUAUUACCAAAGCAGAUAUGGCAAGUGGGAAUAUUGUGAUUGAACACCCUUGCCUGCAUUCUGGGUACAAGGAGCAGUAUGCUUGUUCUCAUUGUACUUCUUUGUACGAGGAUGAUGGGAGUCCUUUGAAUGGGGAGGGCAAAAUGGGAAAAGGAGGUAGACCAGGAAUUUCAGUUCAGCUUAUCGGCGCUCCAAAUUGGGGGCAAUGCAAUUUACUUGCACAUGCUGCAGUCAACAUCUCUGAGUGGUCUGGCAAUACUCCAGCUAUUAAUUGUAAAAUGAAUCCUUGUGCCCUUCCAGAUAAUGUUCCUCAUCCCAAUGGACAUUUUUAUGGGAUGUCUGGCUUCUAUGUGGUUUAUAAGUUUUUUCAACUGACUUCUGAUUCUACACUUGAUGAUGUGUUGGAGAAGGGUCAGGAAUUUUGUGCAAAGACUUGGAAUGUCGCAAAGAAUAGUGUUGCGCCUCAGCCAUUUAUUGAACAAUAUUGCUUCAGAGCACCUUACAUUGUGUUCCUGUUGAGAGAAGGUUUGCACAUAACAGAUAGCAAUGUAACUAUUGGUUCUGGAAGUAUAACCUGGACGCUUGGUGUUGCCUUAUUAGAAGCUGGAAAAGCCUAUACAACCAAGCUGGAACAUCGCACCUAUAAUAUUUACUGGUUGAAGAUCAGCCCAACUGUCCUCUUGGUCAUUCUAUCUGCUUCAUUGGUUCUCCUAGUUUGUGCACUACUGUACGUAGGGAAUUGCACAUCAAAACUUUUACAUCGGCAAUAUCUUCCACUAUCUAGGCAUAACAGUACCUCAAACACUUCUGUUCUUAAUAUCCCAUCCCCUUUCCGGUUCAAGCGAUGGAGCCCUAUGCAAUCAGGGGAAGGAAGGGUCAAGUUGCCAUUAAGUCCAGCUGUAACUUCAUGGCAUAAACCAUUUGGCUCUGUUGAUUUUAAUAGUGGCGUUGAGCUCAACGAUUCCUCCAUGCAUCCAUCGUCAAGCAGUGUUGUUCAUAGUUAUUCUGCAGGUAGCUUGGGUCAGAUGCAGCAAAAUGACAGUAGCAGCAUAGGUUCUUCCUGGUCCUCACAGAGAAGUCAGAUGCAUCUUCAAAGUAGGAGGUCCCAAUCUCGAGAAGACUUAAGUGCUUCAGUGGCUGAGUUGCACUUGACGAAGACAUAAAAUUUUUUUAUACUUACCCAAAUCCGCUGGGCUUGGCUCUUGCAUAAUGCAAAAAUUGCUAGUCAUCCCUGAAUACAAGCCAGAGGCUGCAUUUUUGGAAUCAUUUUAUAAGUUGUCGAGUAUUUUCCUGAUCCAAAGUAAAAUUCAUACAAAGGAGUUAAAUAUGUUUUCGAAAGGGGAGGCGAGCUUUUCAGAUAUUACUGAAGUUAGUCUGGAGGUUCGGUUGGAAAAGCAUUGUACAAAGGCAGGUGACACUGAUUAAUGCUUCUUUGACAAAGCUGUAUUCCUUCUCUUGUUUAUUGCUCAAAUCAUAGGAUCAAAUGUUUUAGAAAACAUGGAGGGAAGAUUUUCAAGUUCUUUAAUCUCUUAUUUCCUCACAGAUUCUUUUGUAUAUUAUAACAAUCAUAUUUUAGUAUAUAGCAUGACAGUUGCAGUUGCA
Daucus carota subsp. sativus is the source of this 3042-nucleotide messenger RNA. Its product is annotated as probable apyrase 7. Gene Ontology annotation, molecular function: hydrolase activity. Bases 300 to 2603 code for a protein of 767 amino acids. The record is from RefSeq and is a predicted model, not a curated record. The transcript is spliced from 3 exons. Lineage: Eukaryota; Viridiplantae; Streptophyta; Magnoliopsida; Apiales; Apiaceae.